This is a messenger RNA of Camellia sinensis, 824 nucleotides long. The record is from RefSeq and is a predicted model, not a curated record. NCBI's taxonomy places the organism in Eukaryota, Viridiplantae, Streptophyta, Magnoliopsida, Ericales, Theaceae.
AUGAUCAUUUCCAUAUAUUAUUCCCUACCUUGCCGUGGUUCCAUUGGUGGUAAUAGUUCCACAUUAGACUCUUAUAUUGCUGCUAUUAUGCUGGAAGGGCUUCUUAAAUUGCCAGAGAACAGGGAGUGCGCUGACUGCAAAUGCAAAGGUCCUCGAUGGGCUAGUGUGAAUCUGGGCAUCUUUAUAUGCAUGCAAUGUUCUGGAAUCCACAGAAGUCUUGGAGUGCACAUAUCAAAGCAUGUUCGUACAAUUAAUGAUGAUGGCCGCUCUAUAAGCAGAGACCUUGACGGGUUUCCAGUGACCUGCAGUGGCAGUUAUGAGGACAAUAUGGUAGUACUGAAGCAGGAGUCUCAAUUUGCAAAGGCAAAUGAUUGUAGUUUCAGUCGAUUUAGUCUGCAAAUAGAACAACGAAUUCCCGUUCUAUCCAGGUGGCUGAUCUUCAACCGAUUCAAAUUUACUGCAUCACAGGGAGUUAAACUUGGGCCAGCAUUUCUCUUGACAAGGUGAGCAUAAUAAGAAGAAUCAUGCAGGAAGUAAGGAAGCAUAAAAAACACUCUUUAGAAUUCUUUUGAUUAAACUUUAUAACCGAGGUAUAGUAGCUACUAGCUACUAGCUAGGGACUUGGAAGUUAAGAAGUAAAAGAAAAGAAAGGAUUAUGCCAUGAGAAACACAACUAAAGUGGAAGAUAUUGUUAUUCUCAAAAUAGGAUUCAAUAUCAAACUAAACAAUUUUCUUUUGCAAUACAUAAAUUUGCUGUUAACCGCUGGGUAUGCUUUUGAAGGGUGAUUCCUGACCCUUUUUCGAACUUCACAAAGCCCGUUAUG